Messenger RNA from Hemisphaericaspora subhashii, 1641 nucleotides. RefSeq names its product putative ATPase (gene ECM3). Gene Ontology annotation, cellular component: membrane. The record is from RefSeq and is a predicted model, not a curated record. Lineage: Eukaryota; Fungi; Ascomycota; Pichiomycetes; Serinales; Debaryomycetaceae. The transcript has a single exon. Bases 1 to 1641 code for a protein of 546 amino acids. Gene Ontology annotation, biological process: transmembrane transport.
AUGUGUAGACAUUUUGGUUAUUUUAAAAUCUAUUUCAUUAUUGCAUUAGGAUUCUUUCUUGCAAAGAAAAACAUCUUAACAGUAACAACAUGUCGAGAUAUAUCAGAUACAGUGGUAACUGCCAUGUUACCUUGUUUAAUUUUUGAAAAUAUUGUGGGGAAUUUGAAAAGUUCAGAUAUAAAGAAUAUUGGAAUUAUCUUCUUUACUGGAACUAUAUUAUUUACCAUUGGUGCCAUGACAGCAUUAGUAACUUACUUUGUAACCAAAUCUCCUAGAAGAUGGUUAGGUGGAUUACUUAGUGUGGGUCUUUUCCCCAAUAUUUCGGAUUUACCUAUUGCUUACUUACAAACAUUCGAACAAGGAGGGAUCUUUCCUGCCGCUGAGGGUAGUAAAGGGGUGGCAUAUGUGUGUAUUUUCUUGAUGACACAAGUUCUUUAUCAAUUUUCAUUAGGUUUAUAUCGUUUGAUAGAAUGGGAUUUUAAAGAAGAAUUGCAGAAACGUGAUCUUGAGAAUAACACUUCGGAUGAAUUCGAAAAAGCAUCACCUGUGUCAUCAGGUAAUACAAGUGACCAUGAUCAUAUGGGUAACACUUUAACUGUGCCAAAAAUUCAUUACCCAGAAGAAGCUGUUGCCAAUGAUGAUGAAUCGAUAGCAAGCGAUUCAGCUAUGCCAAUGAAAAGACAGGAAUCAACCACCACAACCAAUGAUGAAACUGCACAACAUCGUGCUUUCCUUCAAGCAAGAGGAUUAGAUAAAAUAACAUCCAAUGGAAGUUCAAUACAAUCCCCCCCAGCUUCUGCAUCUCAUAGAAGAGCAGGUUCAAUGUCUGCAUUCUCAAUCUCCAGUGAUACAAACAGUCUAAGGUUAACUCCAUCAAGAACUGCCGAAUUAAGAAAGUUAAAAUCACAAGAUAUCACAGAUGUCAUCAAUGAAUAUUCCGAAUUUGAAGCAUUAAAGAAUCAUGAGAUGCAACGUUGUAUAACCGGGACUAGUGAAGUUGGAAUUGAACCCGUCACAUCCCCAGAUAUAGCACCAUCUACUUUCAAAGAAAAGGCAUGGAAGUAUCUUAAACAAAUGGGUAAGAAUUUGUUGACCCCCGGGUCAGUAUCAUUGGUUGUAUCAAUUGCGAUUGCCAUGUCCCCUCCUUUGAAAGCAUUAUUUGUGCCUGCAAGAGUUCAUAUCCCUCCUGCCCCUGAUGGACAACCUCCAUUGUCAUUCAUUAUGGACUUGGCAAGUUAUAUAGGUGCAGCAUGUGUUCCAUUAGGAUUAACAUUAUUAGGGGCAACUAUAUCUAGAUUACAAGUUAAGAAGAUGCCACCAGGAUUCUGGAAAACAGCAGCAAUGAUGACUGCAUCAAGGUUAAUUAUAAUUCCAAUCAUUGGAGUAGGAAUAACUACUGGAUUUUAUAAAGCAGGUUGGUAUGGUGAUGAUAAAUUAUUAAGAUUUGUAAGUGUAUUAGAGUUUGGAUUACCAAAUGCUACAGCAUUAGUUUAUUUUACUGCUUUUUAUACAGAUCCAACUUCAGAUGAUCAUUUACAAAUGGAUUGUUUGGCUAUUUGUUUGAUUUGGCAAUAUGCUAUAUUGUACAUUACAUUACCCUUUUUGGUAACAUUUACCUUAAAAGUAUCUUUGGGUUUUUAG